Zootoca vivipara (common lizard) is the source of this 5380-nucleotide messenger RNA. RefSeq names its product ETS variant transcription factor 7 (gene ETV7). Gene Ontology annotation, molecular function: DNA-binding transcription factor activity, RNA polymerase II-specific; sequence-specific DNA binding. NCBI's taxonomy places the organism in Eukaryota, Metazoa, Chordata, Lepidosauria, Squamata, Lacertidae. The record is from RefSeq and is a predicted model, not a curated record. Gene Ontology annotation, cellular component: nucleus. Gene Ontology annotation, biological process: cell differentiation; regulation of transcription by RNA polymerase II.
UCAACACAAAAAACAGCGGCAAUUUGUUGUUGACAAAGGACAGCUGGACAUAUAAAGGGCCCCAUUCCCUUCAGUAGUUUAGGGCCUCAUCAAACCUAAAUCCGGCCCUGAAGGUACCCCAAGAGUUAUUUAGUCCAACCCCCUACAAUGCAGGAAUCUCAACUAAGGCAUCCAAGACCGAUGGCCACCCAACUUCUGGUUAUACUGUACAGGUUUCGUCCAUUGCACAGUGAAACUGAUUGAUCUGCCUUCUCCAACUAACAACAUCGUGGCAGAAGCUCUGCUGAGUUUGGGGGGGGGGUGCAUAAGCGUUAAUCCGUCCCUCGGAACGCUAUGCUAUGUUAGCCUUUAAGGCGCCACGGGACUUUUCCUUCCAGGAAAGCAAUGCUCCUAACUGUUUGUCCUUAAGCGCACUUCUUUUAGAAACCCGGCUGCUCCCUGCCAGCCUCUUCCUCGCCGCUCACUGGGCAAAACGAGGCGGGACCAGCUGGCGCACCAGCGGCUGUGGGUGCUCUGCGGACUGAACUCCAGCAACCUUCGGAUCCGGCUUCUUUCGUUUUCGUUUCCCGGAAGGGUAGUGCAGUAAUCGGAGACCGCGUUCUCCUGCUUUUGCUUGCCAGGGAGGGAGGGAGAGAGAGAGGGAGAGGGUGGCUAGGAUCGGGGGGGGGGGCCAGAAGACUUGCUUUGCACCCAGAGCGCCCCAGCCCCCAGAGCAGCGGCUGCACCUUCCACUUCCCACCUGUAAUGCAGGGUGAAGUGGCAACUAGUUCUUCAGGUCCCGUGGCAACAUCUGCUUUGCCCCUGCAAUUCCAGCCCACAUCUGUUCCAUCCUUACUCUACGAGGGACAAAUCUGCACAUUACCAGGCUGCCUCAGAAUCCAGCCCUCUCUGUGGAGCAAAGAUGAUGUGAGUCACUGGCUGAGAUGGGCUGAAAAAGAAUAUUCACUCAGGGAAACAGAGGAAAGCAAGUUUGAAAUGAACGGGAAAGCUCUGUGUAUUCUCACCAAGGAAGAUUUCAGAUUGCGGGCUCCUAACUCAGGAGAUGUUUUGUAUGAAUUGCUCCAAUACAUUAAGACAAAGAGGCGAGCCCUUAUUUCUAGCCCUUUCUUUAACUCUGCCCUUCGGGAUGCAGAACACACACGGGCCCAGAGUGCUCCAGAAGGUGUGAGAUGCAAGUUAGAUGGUCUUUCAGCUGAUGGCCAUUCACACCCAACAGAAAGGUUGAUCAUCCCUACAAGUCAUCCAAGCCAUGCAGAGCCGAAUAGAUCUCCCACCAAGAUCUUCUACAGCCCUGGGUGCAUCAGUCUCUCUGAUCAUAAUUUGGGGAUCAAUUACAGAGGAGAUAUUAUUUGCUCGUUUCCUGGGACACCAGCUCCAGUCAGUGGUAAAAUUGCAGACUGCAGGUUACUUUGGGAUUACGUCUACCAGCUCCUCUGUGACAGCCGAUACGAAGCAUUUAUCAAAUGGGAAGAUAAAGAGGCCAAGAUAUUUCGUGUUGUUGACCCCAAUGGACUAGCCAGGCUCUGGGGUAAUCACAAGAACCGUAGGAACAUGACGUAUGAGAAAAUGUCAAGAGCUUUGAGACAUUACUAUAAACUCAACAUCAUCAAAAAGGAACCUGGGCAGAAACUCUUGUUCCGAUUCCUGAAAACUCCUGGAGAGAGAAAACCUGACAAGUCUAGCGUAUUUGAGCAGCUGGACAAUGAAGAGCAGGAAGGAGAGGACUGGAAAGAAGAUGUGCUGGAAAUCUCACCAUAGAACAUUUGCCAAGCCACAGAAGUACUCAGAGGCUGCGUUGUGCAAUGGAAAAGCUUUAAAUGACUGGAUGAUGUGAAAUAAUGUUUCCAAUCAGUUUUUAAUCUGCUGCUGAACUGUAAGCAAAUUCUGUGCUUAUAUAGCAGUCAGCAUUUCUGUUUGAAAAUGGCAGUGCUCAGAAUCACAUAUCUAUAGCCACUGCCCAGCUUGUUGCUGGGUGAUUUGUAAGCCACUUUUUCACAGACCAGCCUCUUAAGAUCUAUAGAUCCGUAACCCCAUAAUUCUGUUAUUUUUUUGAUAGUGUGUGUGUGUGUGAAUGCACUCUCUAAGUUCCAAGUUCAAGUUUAUUACAGCCAUAGGCCCAUAUCUACGUAACAAUACAGCAUUCAUCAUACAACUAACAAAAGACUUCGAUGAGUUUAAAGAAGCAAACAAAUUAAUUAAAAUUAAGAUUAAUUCAAUUAAAACAACCAAAUUCAAUAAAAUCCAAAUCAUCCAAACCAUAAUUCAGCUUCUACCAAAUAAAAUUGUAAAUGCACAGCACAGUUCUAGGUUCUUUUAAUAAGUGUUAAUAUUGGUAGACCAUCAAUAAUCAUAGAGAAGUCAGUUUUCCUUUUUAUAGAACAAGACUUUAGUCAGAAAUCUAGCGACCAUAAGGGAUCUGGACGGGUCCUCAUCAUUCAAUAGGUAUACCAAUUGGGUUUCCUGGGUUUCAUCCGAUAUGUAUUAUAAUAUAUAUAUUAUUUCACAAAUUGUUUUCUUCUUUAGCUUUGACAUUGCUAUUCCAAUUUUCUGUUUGCUUUUUUACAAAUGGGAAGUGGAGUCCGAGAGAUAAAAUAAAGGUACUCUUUUAGCAUAAGCACAACUUUCCUCCCAGCCGCACAAGUAUAGAACACCAUCCUUCCAUUACUGUGCUAUGGUAGGAAGAAUCAAGUCAGUCUCCCAGACACAUUAAUAGCAAACGCUGAGCCUUUUGCUUGCAAUUCUUUUUCUUUGAAGUGCUUUCUUUUUGAAAGAAAGAGCGAGAGAAAGAAAAAGCUGCUUUUCUCUUAUGACUAUCAAACAUUUAAUUUCCAAACUAGGUGGCUUUCAUUUCAGUUGCUGAUAAUAACUAUAUUGAACUCCGAUCUGGCUCUGGUUGCAUGCUACUAUUCCUGCAAAACAAUUGAUGACCCUGGAUAAGAAUGCACAUUCAUGGCUGCAUUGAAAGAUGCAUGCAGCCAGUUCAGUAAGGUCUAGACGAGCUCUGCAGUGUGGAUGCAGGUGCUUACCUGAAGCAGUGAUGGCAUUAAUUUUAGCCUCUGGACCUAUUGGUCUUGCAGCCCUGCCUCCUCUUGUAUAUUGCUUCAUUUUCUUCAAAUUCUGGCAAGGCCUUCCUGCUCAUUCUGCCCAGCUGGGUCCUGAACAUACACCUCAAAGGAACUGAUCUGAAUGUACAUUACUUCCAUGCAUGCGAUCUCGCUUCUCUCUUUGAUUUAUUCAGGUGAAGGGAGUGGCACCCCAAACCCCCCACACGAAGGGGGGGCAGCGACCCAAAGUCUAGGCAAAAUUCUAGGGAGGAGUAGGAUCCUAAUACGGCUAACUACUCCACACUGGUUAUGUGGGGGUGACUGUACCCUUGUUAGUUACAUUAGUGGCUUGCGUCCAGUGCAAAAUAAAUGAAAUGUGACACAGUGGUUGGGGCAACUCAAGUCAGAUGGAAGUGUACAAAUAGUAUGUUGUUAUUAUUAUUACUAGGGAAGAAGGGAGCCCAGAAAGAGCUGCUGAUUUCUUAUUUUGUUUUGCCCUGUGUAGGACUUUAGGAAGAUGCCACAGAUCUAGUGCUACCACUCUUCUAAUGUUUGUUUUGGGAUUAAUACCUCAGACCGCAGAACCUCACAUGCUGCAGCAGGAUCUCUGCAUACCUAUUAAGCAGAAUGGCAUGGUAUGUUAAAUAGAGGGUGGAGAAUGGGAAUGAAGCUUAAAAGGGAACCAGAAUCUGGAUGGAUUUGAAAAGUGCAGGGCUGGGUUUAGAGAUGAAAGCUCAUUUUGGAUUUGAAUUCUAGUGAUUCUUAUCUGAAUUAAAUACAGCCUUGUGCUAAAGUGUGCACUUAAAGAGCUCUGUUGCAGCAGAAGAAUUGUUGCACUGAUACCUAAUGAGGAUAUUAUCUUUUGUGUUUUCAAAACAUGGCACUAUAAAAUAAAACGAACAGGAAGCAUGAAUCAAAAGAUUUGUUGAGAGUGUGAAUAACACAUUUUAAGCAUGCAAGCUGAUUCACCAUUCAUAGAUAGUGGAAUUUUGUUGUGGCAAUGUUCCAGUUUUACAGAUGGGAAUCUGAAGCUGAAAGGCAAGGACUUAUGAGAGCUAAUGAGCAAAAACUCCUGAGUCCCAAGUUUGACUCAGUGGACUGCACUAGCUUGCUCAACAAUGAAGUAGAGUUAACAGCAAAUAAAAAAAUACAUUGCUAUAUGCACUUUCAUAAUCAGUUGUUGUUCAAUCACCAUACCAAACUGCACUUGGUACCUCUAGUUACAGACACUUCAGGUUACAGACUCCACUAACCCAGAAAUAGUACCUCAGGUUAAGAACUUUGCUUUAGGAUAAUAACAGAAACGAAUUAAGUUCUCAACCAGAGGUACCACUGUAAUUACUAUUACCGGUAUUUACUACUGUUAUGCAGCAAAGCAUUUGAAGCUGCUGUCUACUUGACAAUGAUGGGGAACACACAGGAAACAAUAGAGGGGUAAACCUUGUCAACAUUGAAUGCUUCUGCAUGUGUCAACUUGCACAUCACAUAGUCCUUAAAACAGAUGACCUGUUUCCACAGCAGAGGCAUUCUAUACAGUUACACACACUAUAAGACUACAGAAUUAUGUGGACUCUUCAGAAAUGAGAGUUUAUCCAAUUAAAAGAUAUUACCUUGGAUUUUCACUUUAACUGAUGUAACUAUGACUUCUCAUACAUUUAUUUCUUCUGCCAACUAUUCCCUCAGGAACAGUUAAAGGGGAUGGAAGAUAAGGAAAUAGAAGUCCAACAGAGCAAAACCACAAAGUUUGUGUGGCACCAAGCUGCAAGAGAGGCAAGCUCUUGGACAAUCUUUCAAACUCCGAAUUCCAAAAAUGUCUCUUGUAAACCUUUUUUAUUCUAUAAUCUAUAUUCCAUUAUAGUUUGUGAAAUUGCAAACCACAUGAAUGAGAGGUCACGCCACAAUAUUUUAUAAAAUGGAUAUACACCCAUAUAUCAGACCCUAGUUGUUAUACGUCACAGUAGUUUAAGUACAUGAUUAGAUGACAAAUUCAUCUACUAGGCUCUUGCAUUAGAUAGUUCUCCAUACCUGUUUUAUAUAUCCUAUCCAUCAAUGCUAGGCUUUAAUAUAUUUGUGUGUUAUAAACGAGGAGGGAUAGGUAUCAGAACAGCUACUGAUGGAUCAGAAAAUAAAACAAAGCAGCAGGAAUUCGUCACCCUGAUUCAACUUGUGCCUCAAGCUGACACCUAAUGCCUGAGACCGAUGCGAUGUAGCUCUUUCUGAAUUGUUCCACUCCAGGCUACUGGUGUGGGCUUUAAAAUUUUAAUGCUUCUCUCUACACCCCAAAUCCCUUUGCUCAUGAGGAAACAAACUUCAGUUUCCCAGCAUGCUAUUUUGAA